This is a messenger RNA of Coniophora puteana RWD-64-598 SS2, 162 nucleotides long. RefSeq lists its product as uncharacterized. The record is from RefSeq and is a predicted model, not a curated record. The annotation marks the transcript as partial. The transcript has a single exon. Gene Ontology annotation, molecular function: sequence-specific DNA binding; DNA-binding transcription factor activity. NCBI's taxonomy places the organism in Eukaryota, Fungi, Basidiomycota, Agaricomycetes, Boletales, Coniophoraceae. Gene Ontology annotation, biological process: regulation of DNA-templated transcription.
GAUCCGCCGCCGGGCGAGAAGCCGUCGCAGCCGUACCCGACGCUGAUCAAGCUCGCGAUCUACGGGAGCAUGCGGAAGCAGCUGACGCUGCAGGAUAUUUAUAAUGCGCUGGAGGACAGGUUUGCGUGGUUCAAGGAGCGGAGGACUGAGAAGGCGUGGAAG